AUGUUGAGUGUCGUCUCUGCAAGUUAUGCAAUCCUUACCAUUGUCUUGCUGUUUUCUGCAACUUGCUGCAGGUCUAAACCUACAAAAAACAAAUAUCUCUGUAGUACCCCUCUUUCCUGCGGAAUCAUUAAAAACAUUUCCUACCCUUUUGGAUUAGAAGGGGGUCCAGAAAAUUGCGGUGACCCUAACUAUCUUCUGGCUUGUGAGAACAAUAACACAAUAUUGCACUUGGAUUCUGGAAAAUUAUUGGUGAAGGAAAUCAAUCAUUAUAGUCAGACUAUCCGCGUCGUAGAUGCUGGUUUGCUGACGAAGAAUUGCUCUUCCCUUCCUCUUUAUUCCCUUCAGUACUUUUUCUCUGAUCAUUACUCUCGUUUUACGCAAGAAAGUGUUGUAUUUCUGAGUUGUAAGAAUCCAGUUAGUUCCUCUCGCUAUGUUGAGAGAGCUCCUUGUGUCAGUGGAGUUUAUAGUUCAAAGAAGUUCUCAUCUACUUCUUCCGAAGAGAAUUUAUACUCAUAUGUUAUGUUUGGACCAAAUCUGAAAAUUUCAGAGAUUCAAGAUAUGUGCAGGGUAGACUUUGUAACAACGGUUUCUUCAAUAAAGUGCGAGAUGAGCAACUGUUCAUAUUUGGAUAUUUAUAAGGCAAUGAUUAACGGCUUUGAGCUCUCUUGGCCAUACAUCUAUUGCAAAGAGUGCAUCAGACAAGGAGCCUGCAAGUUUAAUGAUGAUUAUUCCAAGAUUUUGGGCUGCUCCUCAAACGCUUACAUUAGCAAUCUAACAAUAACACUUCUUGGGAUAUCCGGCUUUCUUUAUCAUCUGUCAUUGGCAGCAGUAUCAAGAUGUUUCCUCGGCGCGCCUUUUUUCCUGUGCUUCUUAGUCUAUAAAUGGCGUAGAAGACAUCUAUCAAUGUAUGACAAAGUUGAAGAUUUCCUACGAAGUAACAACAAUCUCAUGCCUAUCAUGUACUCUUACGGGGAGAUUAAGAAGAUGACUAGAGGCUUCAAGGAUAAACUAGGUGAAGGAGGCUACGGUUCAGUUUACAAAGGAAAACUUUCAAGUGGCAGAGCUGUGGCUAUAAAGUUAUUAAGCAAGCCUAAGGGCAAUGGCCAAGAUUUUAUCAAUGAGAUUGCUACAAUCGGAAGAAUUCAUCAUGUCAAUGUGGUGCAACUCAUUGGUUUUUGUGCUGAGAGAUCAAAGCGUGCGCUUGUAUACGAUUUCAUGCCGAAUGGAUCUCUUGAGAAAUACAUUUUUUCACAAAAUGAAGGAGAAGAUCCAUUGAGUUGCGAAAAGAUGUACAAGAUUUGUCUCGGCAUAGCUCGUGGAAUCGAAUAUCUUCACAGAGGUUGUGAUAUGCAGAUCUUGCAUUUUGACAUCAAGCCUCAUAAUAUUCUUCUAGAUGAAAAUUUUGGUUCCAAAGUCUCAGAUUUUGGACUUGCAAAACUGUAUCCAACUGAAGACAGUAUAGUGUCUCUAACAGCACCUAGAGGAACAAUGGGUUACAUGGCUCCAGAAUUGUUCUACAAGAACAUUGGAGGAAUAUCUUAUAAAGCAGAUGUCUAUAGUUUUGGGAUGUUGUUGAUGGAAAUGGCAGGUAGAAGGAAGAAUCUAAAUGCAUUUGCAGAGCAUUCAAGCCAAAUUUACUUACCAACAUGGGCUUACGAGCAAUUCAAUAAAGGUAAAGACAUAGAAAUCGAAAAUGCAGGAGAGGAGGAGAGAAAACUUACAAAGAAGAUGAUGAUAGUCGCGUUGUGGUGCAUACAGAUGAAGCCCGAUAACCGUCCCUCCAUGAACAGAGUUGUGGAGAUGCUCGAAGGAGAAGUCGAAUCUCUGCAGAUGCCUCCAAAGCCUUUUCUAUCUCCACAGUAG
Mercurialis annua (annual mercury) is the source of this 1863-nucleotide messenger RNA. RefSeq names its product rust resistance kinase Lr10-like. Gene Ontology annotation, biological process: protein phosphorylation. The coding region runs from base 1 to 1863 and encodes 620 amino acids. The transcript has 4 exons. Gene Ontology annotation, molecular function: polysaccharide binding; protein kinase activity; ATP binding. The record is from RefSeq and is a predicted model, not a curated record. NCBI's taxonomy places the organism in Eukaryota, Viridiplantae, Streptophyta, Magnoliopsida, Malpighiales, Euphorbiaceae.